Molecule: messenger RNA, 2283 nt
Organism: Vitis vinifera (wine grape)
Lineage: Eukaryota; Viridiplantae; Streptophyta; Magnoliopsida; Vitales; Vitaceae
Product: 1-aminocyclopropane-1-carboxylate oxidase homolog 1
Exons: 7
Coding region: 126-2168 (680 amino acids)
Source: RefSeq, a predicted model, not a curated record
UUUGGAUAUCUGUCCAGCAAAAUGACAAAUUUAAGUGGCUGGGAUUGCCGCUUCAUUUUCCCUGCAUUCAUUCUUGAAUAAGCAGAAGGCUUCUUCCUUAUCUUUGACUUCAUUGAGGAGAAACAAUGGUGACUGCCAGCACGAAGGAAGCUCAAGAAGGAGGGGAAUCCAGUUAUGAUCGAAAAAGUGAAUUAAAAGCCUUUGAUGACUCAAACCUUGGAGUAAAGGGACUCGUAGAUGCAGGGAUCACAAAGAUUCCACGGAUAUUCAUCAAUGAGCAAAAUAAGCUUGACAUGAGCUCUAACAAUCCUCACUUGAGUGUUCCAAUUAUAGACUUGGAAAGCUUUGACAAAGAUGCAGUUGUCCGGGCUGAAAUAAUCAACCAAAUCCGUGAUGCUUGCAAGAAGUGGGGUUUCUUUCUGGUGAUCAAUCAUGAAAUUCCAGAAAGUGUUUUGAGUGAAAUGAUUGAUGGGAUAAGAAGAUUUCAUGAGCAAGAUGGUGAAGCCAAGAAGGAGUGGUAUACGCGUGAUUACUCAAGAAAGGUUACAUAUAGUAGUAAUUUUGAUCUUUAUCAAGCAUCCUCAACUAAUUGGAGGGACACCUUUGCUUGUACCUUGGCUCCUGAUCCACCUCAACCCGAGCAAUUGCCUGCAGUGUGCAGAGAUAUACUGAUGGAAUACUUGAAGCACGUAAGGAGACUGGGUUUUAGCCUCUUUGAAUUACUAUCAGAAGCACUUGGCCUCCAUCCAAACCAUUUGAAAAACAUGGAAUGUGCUGAGGGGAUUCUCCUUCUGGGCCAUUACUAUCCAGCGUGCCCUGAACCAGAACUAACUCUGGGCACCAGCAGCCACACAGAUGCUGACUUCAUUACCAUACUUAUACAAGACCAAAUGGGUGGCCUCCAAGUUCUUCAUGAGGAUCAAUGGGUCAAUAUCCCACCCAUAUCAGGAGCUUUGGUAAUAAACGUUGGAGAUCUUCUGCAGUUUGUGUCUAAUGGUAACUUCAAAAGCUCGGAACACAGAGUACUAGCAAAAAAUGUAGGCCCGAGAAUUUCAGUGGCAUGCUUUUUCAGAAAAAUUAUUCCGGUAGAGAAUACCACAAGACUGUAUGGGCCAAUCAAGGAGUUACUAUCAGAAGAUAACCCUCCUAUAUACAGGCAGGAAAACUUCCCAAAUGAGUAUCUCAUGCACUACGACUCAAAAGGAUUGGAUGGCACCUCUUCAUUACUACGUUUUAAGUUAAACGACAUCAAAGUUCCAGUUGUAGAUAUGAGUGGCGUCCAGAAAGGUGAUCGGCACAGGGAGAUUGUUGAAGAAGUCCGGAUUGCAUCAGAGGAGUGGGGCUUUUUCCAAGUUGUGAAUCACGGAAUCCCCUCAAAUGUGCUGGAAGAAAUGGUCAAUGGGAUACGAGUGUUUAAUGAACAAGAUCCUGAGGUCAAGAAAGAGUACUAUUCUCGUGAUAUGAUGAGGAAAGUAAAAUUCAACAGCAAUUAUGAUCUCUUCCAUUCGCGGGCUGCUAACUGGAGGGACACUUUGACAAUUUCCCUUACUUCAGAUGGCCUUGACCCCCAAGAAUUGCCAGCGAUCUGCAGAGAGGCAACAACUGAGUACAUAAAGCAUGUUAUGAAGCUGGGGGACGUUCUUUUUGAGUUAUUAUCAGAGGCCCUUGGACUCAAACCAGACCACCUAAGAGCCAUGGGAUAUACUGAAGGGAGCAGCACCAUGGUCUGCCACUACUAUCCAGCAUGCCCAGAGCCAGAACUUACUAUGGGCACUAGCAAGCACACUGAUCCUGCAACCCUUACUAUUCUUUUGCAAGACCAAAUUGGUGGCCUCCAAGUCUUUCAUGAAAACCAGUGGGCUGAAGUUCACCCCAUUGCAGGAAGCCUAGUCAUAAAUAUAGGGGACUUUCUCCAGGUUAUGUCAAAUGGCAAGCUUAAAAGCGUCUAUCACAGAGUGGUUGCCAACCAUGUCGGACCAAGAAUUUCAACAGCAUACUUUUUCUCAGGAGCUAGAACUGAGCCAGCGAAGCUCUGCGGCCCACUCAAAGAGUUGAUAUCAGAGGAGAACCCCCCUGUGUACAGAGAUUUCCUAGUGGCUGAAUAUAUUGGGAAAUUUAUGUCCAAGGGGCUAGAUGACGAUUCUGGCCUUGAUUAUUUCAAGCUGUGAAGCAAGAAAAUGAAAUUCGUAGAAAUCAAACUCAUAACUGAAUAAAGUUCAUGAAACUCAUUGAAUUGUGGAAUGUAACCUCUGCCUUGUUAUCUGCUUACUAUUAGUUGUUUUG